CCUGACGUUAACGGCAAAUCACCGCAACAACGUACUCUUAACACCGCGUGCUAUUAGUUAACUUCAUUGACAUAAACAAAUAAUCCAUUUAACGGAUUAGUGCACUUCCACGAAAUCAGUAUAAACGUCCUUGUCGCUUAGAAUAUCUUUAAGUAUAAAAUCAUAAGUGAUAUAAGUGGUGAUAUUAUUAAUUGUGCUCGUCGAAAUGAGACAUAAAGACUCUGUGUUCGUUGUUGGGGUGAUAACUCUGCUUCAAAUUGCCUACAGCAAUGCUGCAAAUUCGUUCAUAUUCGUGUCCCCAAACGUGUUCCGGCCUGGGAACGAGUAUAUCGUGCACGGGAAGCUGCUGGCGGCCCCGGGCAGCCCCGUCACUAUCACCGCCAAUCUUUUCGGCAAGGAGACGGUGGCCAUUGAAUCCAUUACCACACAGAAUCAGUCCGAUAUAAAGAUAAAUCUCCAGAUUCCUUUAAACCUGGUGACUGACAGUUUCCGGUUGGAGGUGAGAGGGACGGGCGGACUGACCUUCAGAAAAGUCAAGGACAUCUCCUUGGAAACCAAGGUCACCGACUUAUACAUACAGACCGACAAAUCCAUCUACAAGCCGGGACAAACAGUGCAUUUCCGUGUGUUUGGGAUUAUCCCGGACCUCCGAGUGGUCAUCGAAGACGUGAACGUGGAGCUGUUUGACCCUAAAGGUAACAAGAUAAACCAGUGGUCAGUAAGUGCGACUGAGCUGUCCAGUGUUGGCGGGGUUUACGUCCAGGAGCAGGCCAUGUCUGACAAGCCAGUACUCGGCACCUGGAAAAUCAAGGCCAAGUUACUCUCCAACGAGGGCGAUUUGCAGGAAAAGACAUUUGUUGUUGACGAAUACGUGCUGCCUAAGUUUGAGGUAGAGCUUGACCUUCCGGCCUUCGGACGGACCCAGGAGAAGGGCAUUACGGGAAAUAUCAAAGCCAAAUACACGUUCGGGAAGCCGGUGAAAGGCGAGGUGGAGCUCCGUAUCCGGCCCGCUGUGGAGCGCUUUGAGUUGCGGAAUAGUGAGAAGGUCAAAAUCAGCUCAGGGAUAGAGAUGAAGUUCCCGAUCGACGGGAAGGCGAGUUUCACGGUGGCGACGUCACGUCUAGAGGAAGUAGAACGUUUCCUGGACGGCAAAACACUUGUUUUUGAGGCAAAUGUAACCGAGAGUGUCACGAAACUGCGACAGAACGACUUGCAGGAAUUGACCUUCUACCGACAACCUAUACAACUCGAAUUUCCUAAAUCACUGCCGGAAACAUUCAAGCCGGGAAUGACCUACGACGCUGUGGUAAAGGUAUCUCAGCGGGACGGAUCACCCCCAGACGCGGUGAACGGGGAGCUCAGGGUCACCAUCACCGAGUACCGAAAACCCUUACCAGUCCGGCCACAGCAGUUGACCCUUAGACGGUCCAACCUACCCGGCUUCCUACCCCGACCGCCGCAGAGGAGUUGGAUGGGGUCUGAACCUUUGACUCUCAGGCGGUCAAACCUCCCCGACUUCCUACCCGACUUCAGACAGCCGUCCAUGGGACCACAGCCCCUGCUGCGGAGGCGGAGAAGGACGGAGUCUGAGCGCCUCCCACCGGUUUCCUACACGAUACCGGCUGACGGCAUUGUGGAGUUCUCAUUCACUACGGACAUCCGCCUGGAGAGCGUCAUAGUCAAGGCGGAGUAUAAGGACGCAUCUAUAUCGCGGACGUUCAAGAGGCGGCAUUCCCCAAGUGACAACUUCCUGCAGCUCCGGUCCACCACCCUCAACCCAACGGCUUGGCAGGAUGCAGAGUUCAACAUCAAGACCACAGAACAUGUCGACCAUCUAACUUACCAGGUUUACUCCCGGGGGAUGUUAGUGGAUGCCGGAACCAUUCGAAUGAGCGGGAAGAAGACAACAUGGGGACUUCCGGUGACGUCAAGCAUGGCACCACGUGCGCGUGUUGUCGCCUUCUACGUUCGAUCGAACGGCGAGGUUGUUGCCGACUCUUUAACCAUUAAUGUGGAAGGCGUCUUUGAAAACAAGGUCAGCGUUAGUUUCAACAAGACAGAAGCGCAACCUGCUGACAUAAUACGUUUUGACGUGAAAGCCGACGUUGGUUCCAUCGUCAACGUUCUGGGCGUCGACAAGAGCGUGCUGCUGAUGGGAACCGGAAAUGACAUCACUACGUCACAGGUUAUCGCCGAUUUGAACGACUACUCUCUCAAGUCGAUGCGGACCGGAAGACAGCGGCCGGUGUGUGACUGGUUAUGCUUGCGGUCGCCUGUCUCCGUUGGCGGCGAGGACACCAAGGACAUAUUUGACGAUGCUGGUGUUCUUGUUUUUACCGACGCCGAAAUAUAUGAGCAUAUACCUGCGGUCAAACCAGUCCCAAGGCUCGGGGGGUUUUCUGGCGGAUCCAGGGGUGUUGGCGGCGGGGGUGUUGGCGUCGAGCAGUCGUUAGCGUUCGGCGGCAGCGGUGGUGGUGGUGGCUUACAAAUGGUAAGUCUCGAUAGAUCUAUGAAUGGAAUUAUGAUGAUGGCAGAUUCUGCACCGGAGCCGGUGUCAUUUGGAGUGGAGUUCGAUAGCCAGGAGAUGGGCGAUAUUGUGCCUUUUGCGGAGCUGGUACCUGUACGGCGGACCCGGAAACUGUUCCCGGAGACAUGGUUGUGGCGCAGCGAAAUAGUCGAGUCUAAUGGGUUUGCACGCAUCGAGGAGACGGUCCCUGACGCCAUCACCUCAUGGAUCGCAACGGCCUUCGCCGUCCAUCCGGACACCGGCCUCGGGGUCGCACAGGAAACCACUCAGCUGCAAGUGUCCCUGCCGUUUUUCGUGGCAGUGAGCAUGCCUUACUCCGUAACCCGAGGCGAGAAGGUCAUACUGCAGGUCAACAUCCACAACUACCGAUCCAAACGGCUCAUGACACACGUGAUCUUAAAGAAGAGCGAGGACUUUGACAAUAUCGUUAUUGAUGGGACAUUUCAGUCCAGAUCAUCGCUUGACGUGCGCAGAAUUAUAUCGGUGGGUUCGGACGAGGUUGUGGCUGUGUAUUUCCCGAUAGUGGCCAAGACGAUCGGCCUGAUCGACAUCUCUGUGAGGGCCCGGACUAGGAUGAGCGCGGACGCAGUGCACAAAAAACUACUCGUCGAGGCGGAGGGUUCCCCGCGCGAAUACAACGUCCCGUUUGUGGUUGAUCUGAAGACAACUGGAACACAGAGCAAAACUGUCAACGUAGAGUACCCCCUGAGGACGGUGGUCGGCUCUGAAAGGGUCAAGGUCACGGCCGUGGCGGAUCUGAUGGGCCCAAGUAUCAGCGGCCUCGACAAGCUGCUGAAGCUGCCUACCGGAUGUGGAGAACAAAACAUGCUCAACUUCGCCCCAAACAUUUUCGUCAUUAAGUACCUGGAGGCGACUGAUAACCUCGACGCAACCAUCAUGAACAAAGCAAAGAAGUUUAUGGAAACAGGUUACCAGCGCGAGUUGACUUACAGGCACAGUGACGGCUCGUUCAGCGCGUUCGGGGACCGUGACAAGUCGGGCAGCACGUGGCUAACGGCCUUCGUGAUAAAGUCCUUCGUACAGGCCAUGGACUACGUGUUCGUAGACGAAAAAGUUAUCCACAAGGCCGUGAACUGGCUCGUCGACCAGCAGAAUGCGGACGGCACCUUUAAUGAACCGGGAAAGGUGCUCAGCAAGGAAAUGCAGGGUGGCUCCAUAGGAGGACAGACUUCCCUUACAGCGUACGUGCUGAUAUCCUUACUGGAGGCCAGAUCCGUACAGGGGGUGUCCACAAAAACUUCAGUAGCACGAUCGAAUUCCCAGACAUACCUCGAGGGACAAAUAAGUCAGAUUACGAAUGUGUAUGACCUUGCGAUUGUCGGAUAUGCCCUCCAAAUGGCCGGGAGUUCCAAGGCCGACGAUGCGUGGACCAAGUUGGAUAACAAAGCCAUCGAGCGAGACGGUACCAAACACUGGGAGAAGGCUAGCCAAACCAACACGGACAGCAAGCCGUGGGCGAACCGGAAGGGAAAGGCGGUGAACGUGGAAUUGACGUCAUACGCGCUACUGACACUCGCCCAACGGAAGGACAUCGCCAACGGCGUACAGGUGCUCAAGUGGCUGACCACCCAGAGGAACGCGCAUGGAGGAUUCCACUCCACACAGGACACAGUGAUAGCCCUUCAGGGUCUUUCGGAGAUCGCGGCCCUCGUAUUCUCAAAGAACGUUGCCAUGACAAUCGCCAUCUCGGGAAAGGGAUAUGAAAACUCUAUAACCAUCGAUAACACGAACGCCCGCGUUCUACAGACUAGAGAUCUGCCAGCAGACGUCGGGCCUGUAACCCUAACGGCAACCGGGAUGGGACUUGCGCUGGCACAGGUGGAGGUAUCGUACAACAUUGACGACGACGACCAGAAGAAGAGCUUCAGACUCACUGUGAACGUUCCCAGGGAAACCGCCAACGAAUUCGACGUCACCGUCUGUGCAAGUUGGCAAGAGGAAGGUUCCAGCUCGAUGGCGCUGAUUGAGAUUGGCAUUCCAUCCGGGUUCUUCGCAGAUCUCGUCGAGUCCACGCCCAAAUACAAAGACAUCGACUAUCCUCCCCGCAAAAUCGUCCUCUACUUCGAUGAGAUCGGAUCAGGGGAGACAUGCGUGUCGGCGACCAUGUACCGGUUAGAUCUAGUGGCGGGCGCCCGACCCGUCGCCGUCACCGUCCUGGACUACUAUGACCCAGGUAAACAAGUGACGGAGUUUUUUGUGCCCAAGGCUGUGAGCGAGUCGGAGGUUUGCGAUGUAUGUGGAGCGGAGUGUGACUUUUGUCGUCCCUAGAUGGCCAACAGACAUUCCACGACUGCAGAGCAUUAUUAAUUAUCCACCUCUUAAAUUUAUAUAUCUCUUACACCUGUAUAUUUAUUUACAAUAAAUGUUAUAAUCAA
This is a messenger RNA of Mya arenaria, 4923 nucleotides long. RefSeq names its product CD109 antigen-like. The transcript is spliced from 34 exons. Bases 206 to 4816 code for a protein of 1536 amino acids. Gene Ontology annotation, molecular function: endopeptidase inhibitor activity. NCBI's taxonomy places the organism in Eukaryota, Metazoa, Mollusca, Bivalvia, Myida, Myidae. The record is from RefSeq and is a predicted model, not a curated record. Gene Ontology annotation, cellular component: extracellular region.